CUGGGUGCUACUUCAAUGCAGCAGCCUUUCGGGAAAAGCCUUCUCCUCCCCUCUCCAGCAGGGCUGUGUGAUAUCCAAGCCUGCCCACCAGUAGUUUUACUAAAUAAUUCAUUAUGCUCCCAUGAUAACUGAAGUAUAAGGAGGGGCUUGAUUUAAUUUACUGCCUGAUUCAAGCCAAUCGGGCGGUAAGGCUGCGGUAGAACUGGGUGACAGCAAACCCUGCUUGUAUGCUGUGAAUGUGAAAGAGAAGCAGUUCCGUGUGUGGGUUAAGGGGAAAGGAUUGGAUCCAGGGGAGCCAUUGGAUUAAGAGACUGGCCAGAAGGUAAAACUAUCUUGAGGAAAUCAAGUGUCUUCCUCCCCACUGUACAACUGGUGACAGAACAUCUCUUCCAACAAGGCAGCAAGAACCCCAAAGGCUCUUUAGACUCUUCCACUGUGUUGUUUUGUCUUACCUGGGUAUUCGGGAAACAGCCACAAUGAAUUUCCUGCGAAGGCGCCUCUCAGAUAGUAGUUUUGUGGCCAACUUGCCAAAUGGUUACAUGAUGGACCUUCAGCGUCCCGAUAAUUCCACCAGCAAUCCUGUUUCCCCAGCAACAGAGAGGAGGCAGCAGCCUGUACAGCAACCUGCUUCUGUUUCUUCUGGUACCAGCAUCUUUAGUUCCAUCUCCAGUGCCAUGAAGCAGACCACGCAAGCAGCUGCGGGGCUCAUGGAGCACACAGCAAGCCCUACCCCUGUAGUCCAGCAGAAACCCCAAAUCCUCUUGGUAAUUGAUGAUCCGCACACUGAUUGGACCUCUCUAAGCCUGACUGAGACUGCAGUCCUAACCUCACAUAUCUGGAAGUCUAAAUAUUUUCAAGGGAAGAAGGUGAAUGGGGAAUUUGAAAUCCGAGUGGAACAGGCAGAGUUUUCAGAACUGAACUUGGCUUCAUAUGUAGGCACUGGCUGUAUGGUGGACAUGCAAGUCAUACGGAAUGGCACCAAAGUGGUCAGAUCCUUCAAGCCUGACUUUGUUCUCAUCCGGCAGCAUGCUUACAGCAUGGCACUAGGAGAGGACUUCCGCAGCCUCAUCAUCGGCCUCCAAUAUGGCGGAGUCCACAGUGUCAAUUCUCUUUUCUCCAUCUACAAUUUUUGCAGCAAGCCCUGGGUGUUCUCUCAGCUAAUUAAAAUCUUCAACUCUCUGGGUCCUGAGAAGUUCCCUCUUGUGGAGCAAACCUUCUUUCCAAGCCAUAAACAGAUGCUCACAACUCCAGCUUUCCCUGUUGUCGUCAAGCUGGGACAUGCUCAUGCUGGAAUGGGGAAGGUGAAAGUUGAGAACCAGCUUGACUUCCAAGACAUCGCAAGCGUGGUAGCCAUGGCCAAAACAUAUGUCACAACGGAGACUUUCAUUGAUUCCAAAUAUGAUAUUCGAAUCCAGAAAAUUGGCAACAAUUACAAAGCUUACAUGAGGACAUCGAUCUCUGGAAACUGGAAAGCAAACACAGGUUCUGCCAUGUUGGAACAGAUCGCCAUGACUGAGAGAUAUCGACUCUGGGCAGAUUCCGUUGCAGAGAUGUUUGGAGGCCUUGACAUCUGCGCAGUCAAAGCUGUCCACAGCAAGGAUGGAAAAGAUUAUAUAAUAGAGGUGAUGGACAGCUCAAUGCCUCUGAUUGGGGAGCAUGUGGAGGAAGACAGGCAGCUAAUUGUGGACCUGGUUAUCUCCAGAAUGACGCAAGCCUGCCUGAGUGUGGGGUCGUCCCCUUCACCUCUGCGGCCUUGGCCGAAGUCACAGAUGCAGACUCAGGCAGGACCCCAGCUUGGACCACUUUCCCAACCCCGACCACCUCCUCAAGGGGGUCCACGCCAGCCUCAGGGAUCACAGCCAGCCCGGACGGGAACUCCACCCCAGCAAAGGCUCUCUCCCCAGGGUCAGCAACCUCUGAGCCCCCUGUCCACCUCACCACAGCAACAGAGGUCUCCUGGAUCUCCCCAGCAAACUAGAUCAUCCGCUGGAAGCUCACCAAGCCAACCUUCCAAACCAGGCACCUUCCCCCCACAGCAGCCUAGACCUCCAGCCCAAGGACGGGCUCCCAGCCAGCAAGGCUCCGGCGAACCAGCCAGGCAGCAGGCUCCUCCUCAUCCUCAUCUAAACAAGUCACAGUCCCUGACAAACACUUUCAGCCUCUCAGAAUCCUCACAGCGGGGAAUAGCCAAUGAAGACGAGGCAAAAGCUGAAACCAUCCGCAACCUGAGGAAGUCGUUUGCUAGCCUCUUUUCCGAUUAAUCUCUGCACAUCAAGUGAGAGCAAUUGUGGGCGGGGGAGUUACUUUUGCGGAUUCAUUCUUUUCUGUGUUUACCUUGAAAUUGCCCAGGAGCAUCUAGAGUAGUUUCUUGUAAAACCUAUUCACAUGGACAGCAAAAAAAACAACAGGGGGGGUCUUGUGCGCCCACCCAUACUCCAGGCCCCCCCUCCCGCCUGCAUCCAUUCCCUAUAACAUCAGAACAAAGGCCUGCUAUGCACAUUCUUUACUCCCUACCUCAGGUUUGAGGAGUAAAGGCUACAUAUCUGGCAGUACAUGUGAAGUUCUUCAAACUUCUAAAACUGCUAUUUAGGCUAGGAGUGAGGAAUAUUUUUUUUCAUCAAGAGCCACAUUCCAUCGGAGGCAGUAUUAAUAAUGGCACUGUUGUCCUUUUCUCUGCCACCCUUUUUGCUGAUUCCUCCCCUUACUCCCACCCCUUAGCAUCCACAUUUAGGCCAAGGUCUGAACAUGGACCUUCGGCCACAGGCUUCCGAGCAGACAUAUGUAUGGAUGAGAGCCUGUGGCAGGUGGGGUGAACUGCUGCUGUUCAUUCACCUUACAAAUGGCGCUGUGUGUUCAUACAAGUUCAGAUUCUGCAAACAGAAUCCCUUGAAGCUGUCUUUCUGGGUGUCCUUUUCACAGCACCUUAAGCACCAGUGUUUUAGUUUAAUCAAUUUGAAGGAUCACAGCAUUGAUUUUUUUUUUAAAGAACCUCUGCUAUGCAACAAGCUUUCCUACAUAAACCCCAAUGGAACCAGAACCAUCGCUCCACGCCCAAAAGUGAUAACUUUUCAGUGUAUAAUUUUUAUAUAUUAUUGCAAAGCAAGCUUUUUUUGACACAGAAGUGAAAUCUUCUUGGCUGGCAGAUUUUUUAAAAAAUAAACCUUACAGAAUUGUUAAGCAUGUCCCAAACACAUUAUUAAAAAGAGGCAGAGCAAUUUUCAGGGCCCUGCUAAAGUGGUUGACAGCCAUCUGUAAUUUAAUGGCUGUCAAACCUUUGGAUGGGAGAUCCAACACAUCCGUGGACACAGCAUAUUAGCAUUGCAAGCUUCUCAAAUUGGAGCUAGAACAGACAGCUUCUUUGGAUGGAUCCCAGGGAAUGAGUUAAAAUACCUAAAUGCAAUUUCAUGUUAGUGGACCAUCCACAGGUGGGGGAAAAUAUGCAAGUCUUUGCUUGCUUACAGCUGUAAUUUAAAGUGCAUUUCCAGUUCACUACAAUGUAAAACAGCACCACUGUAUUUUAAGAUAGAGAGCAAUUGGAAAUCUUUGAACCACACCUGGAAUAGUCAUUCCUGUAACUACAACAACUGAGUUCUAUG
Podarcis raffonei (Aeolian wall lizard) is the source of this 3596-nucleotide messenger RNA. It is a transcript of the gene SYN3, whose product is annotated as synapsin III. NCBI's taxonomy places the organism in Eukaryota, Metazoa, Chordata, Lepidosauria, Squamata, Lacertidae. Gene Ontology annotation, molecular function: ATP binding. Gene Ontology annotation, cellular component: synaptic vesicle membrane; synaptic vesicle. Bases 477 to 2261 code for a protein of 594 amino acids. Gene Ontology annotation, biological process: neurotransmitter secretion. The record is from RefSeq and is a predicted model, not a curated record. The transcript is spliced from 16 exons.